UUUUCUAGUAUACUUUUGAUCCGUUUCGCCCCGGCAGUAGUAUCCUACAUACCGUGUGUUCGACGCGUUUUUCAAAAGAAGGAAUCACGCACAAGCGAUUAAGUACCGUUUAAAACACCAAUUUUUUUUUUUUCGUUUGUUUCUAUACUUACCCCAUACACCGUUUUCGAGAACGUUGAUUGUGUCUGGCUUCUUAUUUUAAUCUGCGGCGGCCAAACAUAUUGGUAUUUUGUUUUUUUUUUUUUAUGGUCUUUUGCAUACCUAUAUUUUGAAGACCGACAAGAGAGUCUCCUUACCACAACAUCAAAAACCAGACGGAAUAACGACAAUAUGGCCGACGCCGAGUGCAUCGAUUUGUUGGAAAAGGAAAGGAUUUCGAAGGAACUAAAAAACCGUCUGCACGAGUGGCGGGAAGUCAUAGUAAUAUUGAACGCGUUAAUGGCUUGGGAAAAAAUUUGGUUUCCCGCAAUAACAGUGGCGUGCGUUUCAAUGUUGUACUUGUACGUAUGGCUAGUGAACUGUUCGAUGUUAAACAUGAUCUGGGCAACCGGGUUGUUGGUGACUUUGUUGGACUGCUUCAUGUGCGGUCCUUUCCAGAAGCUCUUGCCGCCAAACAUUUGGGACCAAAAUAAGGAACAAGCGUACACGGUCGUGUGUGAAUCCGUCACCGACUACUACGUCACGUUCAGACUAUACGUGGAGCGAUUUUUCAAACUCAGACAGACCAACACGAGGCUGUUUCACUCUGUCCUGGCCGUGUCGUUCUUCAGUCUUUUGUACGUCGGGAUGACAUUUAAUAAUUUAUUCGUAUCAUACAUAACAGUUUUAGUAAUUCUAUUGUUCCCCGGAUUCAAAAUAAGGUCCGAAUAUAUUGAGAACACAUUACAGACGAGCAUGCAAAUGGUGAUGUCGCGGUUAUGGCCAAAUAAUGACAAUAUGGCGUGUUCGUAGGAUCGUCUUUAGCUGACACAAUCGUUAUUCGGUUUUUAAUUAAAAAAAAAAAAAAUAAAAGAUAAUUUAUUGUAAAAAAAUCAAUUGCGGUGGGCUACGAGCGCAUCAUAAGCCGUGCUCACCGCAUUAUUUGAUAACGUUUUUUUUUUUUUUUAAUUGUCAUUUACUUUUGAAAAAUUAAGUGAAGCAUUUUGUAACACCACGUUAAUACUCCCUCCCCCCGUAUGUAUACUUUCUAGUUUAUCGGUGUAGCCGUUACCUACACCGUUUGAAUUUUGUUAACUAUAAAAGCUGAACAAUUUGUAGACUAUUGCGGUGAUUGCAUUGCAGCGUCAACGUGCCAGACAAAACGCUGAAUUGUAUUUUAACCGAUGUAGUUUGGUAAUUAUGUAUGUAAAAUUAUUUAUAUACGUUUCGUGUUAUAUUUAUGUGUUUACAACUGUUUUAUGUACUUACUUAAAGUAAAAAAAAUAAACUUAAUGUAAUUAGCUAUUAUUGAAUAAAUUUGCACGUGCAAAGUCA
Messenger RNA from Adelges cooleyi (spruce gall adelgid), 1473 nucleotides. RefSeq names its product ADP-ribosylation factor-like protein 6-interacting protein 1 (gene Arl6IP1). The record is from RefSeq and is a predicted model, not a curated record. The coding region runs from base 331 to 951 and encodes 206 amino acids. NCBI's taxonomy places the organism in Eukaryota, Metazoa, Arthropoda, Insecta, Hemiptera, Adelgidae. The transcript has 5 exons.